Molecule: messenger RNA, 4044 nt
Organism: Schistocerca americana (American grasshopper)
Lineage: Eukaryota; Metazoa; Arthropoda; Insecta; Orthoptera; Acrididae
Gene: Src64B
Product: tyrosine-protein kinase Src64B
Exons: 12
Coding region: 425-2083 (552 amino acids)
Biological process (GO): protein phosphorylation; cell surface receptor protein tyrosine kinase signaling pathway; cell differentiation
Cellular component (GO): extrinsic component of cytoplasmic side of plasma membrane
Molecular function (GO): ATP binding; signaling receptor binding; non-membrane spanning protein tyrosine kinase activity
Source: RefSeq, a predicted model, not a curated record
ACCAGUUUUGGGUUCGGUGAACGCUGCUAUUACUAUACUCAUAAGUAGUUUCGGUAUGCAUUUUUUAGACCCUUAAUUAGCUUUGCUGUUUUUAAAGUUUAAUAUCAUCAUCUUUAAGUUCAGUACCCACCGUUAUUCGUAGCAUGUCUCAAGCCAUGCCUCUUGGAAUCACAUUACAUACAGAGUUAACCCUUCGGAUGGCAUUGCUUAGUAACCAAGUGAAAGUAUCUUUCUUUUCCAUCUGACAUCUAGAAGACUGUGGCAGAUGAAUAUUCGCAUUUGUUUCAGCUACCAGCAAACUGACAGCACGCAAUGCAGCAUGAAAAGUGGUGCAGCAUUAGAUGUAAUGUGCCAUCCUGCUAGAAGCAUGAGGCACUAGGUCUGAUAUCUGGCUCCUCGAGUCCAUAACAACAUAACAUUCAACAUGGGCAUGUGUUGUAGUCGCCCUGACACCACAGGACCAACAGUUUACCAUCCAGGAUACAAGAUACCAGAUGGAUCAGAUAACGGGACGCAAGGAAGUAAUGGUGAUCCUAGAUAUACACCUGACCCAAACAGGCCAGGUGGACAAGUCAAAAGGCCAGGAGCUGACAUCAUUCGCACACCAACUGCACCAUUAGCUAUUCCAAGAGCAAGGACUAGGAGCAGUUCUGAGUCAAGGUCACCUUCUUUCAGAGAUAAGGAGCACACAAAAGACCAUCCAGGUGCAUCAAGACGUAUUGUGGUUGCUGUCUAUGAUUAUCAGGCAAGAGAAGUAGCAGAUGUUUCAUUCAUGAAGGGGGAUCACAUGGAAGUUCUUGAUGACAGUGAGCCAGAUUGGUGGAAAGUCAGAAAUCUAAGGACUGGACAUGAAGGUUUAAUUCCAUGGAACUUUGUCGCCGAAGAGAAGUCAAUUGAAAGUGAAGAUUGGUUCUUUGGCAAAAUAUUGAGGAAGGAAGCAGAGAAACUUCUGAUGGAUGAUGAAAAUAUUCGUGGAACAUUCCUUGUGCGCUACAGUGAACAUAAUCCUAAUGGAUUUUCAUUAAGUGUUAAAGAUUGGGAAGAAACCAGGGGUUAUCAUGUCAAACAUUAUAAAAUAAAACCACUGGACAAUGGCGGCUUUUAUAUAGCCACAAACCAGACAUUUCCAACUCUUCAGUCUCUGGUUAUGGCGUAUUCAAAAAAUGCCCUUGGUCUUUGUCAUGUGUUAGCAAAACCAUGUCCUAAACCAAGACCUCAAAUAUGGGAUUUAUCUCCAGACUUAAGGGACCAGUGGGAAAUUGAUCGAUCAGAAAUCCAGCUUAUUAAAAAGCUUGGACGUGGUAACUUUGGAGAAGUGUGGUAUGGUAAGUGGCGUAAUGCAAUUGAAGUUGCUGUGAAAACGUUGCGCCCGGGAACAAUGUCAACAGGUGCUUUUCUGCAAGAAGCUGCUAUAAUGAAGAAAUUUAGGCAUGAUCGUCUUGUGGCUUUAUAUGCAGUAUGUUCUCGUGAAGAACCUGUGUAUAUUGUACAGGAGUAUAUGUGCAAUGGAAGCCUCUUAGAUUUUCUUCGUAAUGGCCCAGGUAGAAAACUUCCAUUUGGUGAUCUUAUCUACAUAGCUGCACAGGUGGCAAGUGGAAUGAAGUACCUGGAAGCAAAACAGCUUAUUCAUAGAGAUCUUGCUGCAAGAAAUGUUUUGAUAGGAGAAAACAACAUAGCCAAAAUAUGUGAUUUUGGAUUAGCACGUGUGAUAGAAGAUGAUGAAUAUUGCCCUAAACAAGGCUCUAGAUUUCCUGUUAAGUGGACUGCACCAGAAGCUAUAAUCUAUGGAAAGUUCUCUAUUAAAUCUGAUGUAUGGUCAUAUGGGAUUCUUCUGAUGGAACUUUUCACAUACGGCCAGGUGCCUUAUCCAGGGAUGCAUGGUCGGGAAGUGAUCGAACAUGUGGAAAGAGGUUAUAGAAUGCCCAAUCCCGAUAAUUAUCCCAUCCCUGAAGCUAUCUACAGACUAAUGAGACAGUGUUGGGAUGCUGAUCCAGAGAAAAGGCCAACAUUUGAAUUUUUAAAUCACUAUUUUGAAGACUUUACUGUGACUUCAGAGAUACCUUAUAGGGAAGUGGUAGACUAAUAAGUUUGGUGCAAGUUGCAGAAAUUACAUUCACACGAACACUCUGUGUGUGUGUGUGUGUGUGUGUGUGUGUGUGUGUGUGUGUGUGUGUGUUUUGUGAUGAAUGAAAAGUAAUCUGAUUAGUGUGUGUCAUAAUAAUAGUGGAUAAAGAGUAUUGUGCUCAAUGUUUUAUUUGCAAAGUUAUUCUUCUUCAGCUCCUGAAGGAAAUUAGUGUGUUACUAAAGUAGAUGUUACUUGGAUUACAAAGGUUGGACAGUAAUUUGUAAUAAUAUAUUUUAUUCAGAUAACAUACAGUCUACUUUUGUAUACACGGGCCAAUAAUGUUAGGCCAAAUUAAUUGAAAUGAGGGGAAAAAGCAAUGUAUAUACAAGGCUCUUCCAAAGACUUGAUUGAUUUUGAUAAAUACACGUAAAUUAAGCUCUAUAAAUGGCACAAUCUGUGUGUUUCUCAAAGCUCUCUAUAAAUUUUCUAUAAAAUUUUUAAAUAAAUAUGUGGUAUGUGUCACAACCAACAUUCUUUAAGAGGAAUUCUUGCAGAUUUAAAAGACAGCAGUUUUAUUAUUAUAGCUCUAAAAUGCUUAUGAGAGCAUAAUUGAAGAUUAAAUUGUUGGCAAGUAAAAUUUAAUAUCGUGCUCCUAUUGUAUUCACUUUGCAUUUACUACUUGUGUGCUUAGUCAAUUUAGUACUGUGCUGCAUGUAUGUGAUAUUAGUUUUUGUUGUUUGUACAUUGAUGUUUGUGAAAUAUGCUCACAUUAAUAUAUUUAUUAAUUGAUGUGCAAAGUGACUGUGUUAGGGAAAGAGACUCUGUAUGGAAAUAAAGUUUUGUUCUCUUUUUACAUUGAAAUUCAUGAAUUGUAGUAAGAAAGAACCUCAGGUUAAUCACGUAAUUGUUUUAAAAGUCAUGAGCACAGAUUUGAUUGUUCAUUAACCAGAAAACUGCUCAGAAGGAAUUGGCUGGUAGUAUUUUUGCACUUUUCAUAAAACUGUGCAAAUUUGUGUGUAUCAAGCACAUACAGCCACCCGCUCCCCGUUCUUCCAAGUCUUUUGUGAGAACCAUAGUAAGAUUGGGUUAAUACUUAUCGAUAUUUUGCCUUUCUUUUUGUACCUUUCUUAAUGUGUUGUCUUUGUUCACACUUUUUGAGUCAAUAAUAAUAUCUGGUUAGUGUCUGUCGAGGCAUUGUUUCACUUUCUAUAUAUGAUUUUGAAGAUUUUGCAAAUUAAAACUACAAAAUUAUAAAUUUUUAUGAUACAUAUACUCACUAGCAGGCAACACCUUAAUGAUGUCACAGAGUGCAUUAAUAAGGCCACAGGAUGCGAGCAUGUUGCAUAUAUUAAUACGGCAAUAACUGUUGUAUUUUAUCCAUCCUCAGCAAAUGUAGUUGUAGAUAACGAAAUAAUAAGUAACCAGUCACAUAAAAGAAAUUUAAUUUCUUUACUGGUUUCAAGCAAUUAGUGCCCUUCUUCAGAACGUUAUACCUAUCCUAUUAUUUGCAAGUGUCAUCAAUAAGAUGUAUACAGCAAAAUGCCAUGGUCAUGUGGUUCAUAGUGUCUGUACAAAAUUAAGAUAAAGAAGCGAAACAACAAGUGCAGACAUCGAGCCAGAACAGGAGCUAAUCAGCUAAUAUUACUAGGUGAGUAACUCCUGUUGUGGCUCGAUGUCUGUACUUGUUGUUUCUCUUCUUUAUCUUAAUUUUGUACAGACACUAUGAACCACACGCAGUAUGCAUUUUAUUGUUGACACUCGCAAAUAAUGGGGUAGGUAUAAUCUUCAGAAGAAGAGCACUAAGUGCCAGAAUAUGGUAAAGAAAUGAAAUUUCUUUUAUGCAACUGGUUGCGUAUUAUUUCGUUAUCUAGCGAUAACUGAUUGUUCAGUUUUGCAGUGUAAUCAAUUGCAGUGAGUGUACUGAUUUUGUUCACUGUUAUUCUAUUCUAUUAAUAAAUUAUGUUUUUGGAGAUUUUUCA